Messenger RNA from Anopheles nili, 2031 nucleotides. Its product is annotated as mucolipin-3-like. Bases 30 to 1970 code for a protein of 646 amino acids. The record is from RefSeq and is a predicted model, not a curated record. Gene Ontology annotation, cellular component: lysosomal membrane; plasma membrane. Lineage: Eukaryota; Metazoa; Arthropoda; Insecta; Diptera; Culicidae. Gene Ontology annotation, molecular function: NAADP-sensitive calcium-release channel activity. The transcript has 2 exons.
UACGUCUCGUUAAUCAACCACACACUGUAAUGAGUGCUCACGGGAUUAAUGAACGCACACAAAACGUUCAAAACGUUAGCAGAAUGAGGCCUAUUCGGCCGUACGUGACGAGCAGAGCUAGCCCCAGUGACGAAGAUAUGGCGUCAGUUAGAACAAAGGAAUUUGGUUCAACGACGGAAGAGGACGACGACGAUCGAAUCGUUGAAUCGACACCCGUGCCACAACACGCAGACAGCAUCCAGGAAGCAUACCCAAGCAUUACCCAAGGCAUGGAAGAACGGUUACGACGCAAGCUUCAAUUUUUCUUCAUGAACCCGAUCGAAAAAUGGGAAGCAAAAAGACGAUUUCCGUACAAAUUUGUGGUACAAGUAAUCAAAAUAGUGCUCGUGACGCUGCAGUUGUGUCUUUUCGCACAUUCCCGAUACACACACGUUAACUAUACGUGGGACAACACGGUAACCUUUUCGCAUCUGUUUCUCCGCGGUUGGGACAUCACAAUGGAGGUCAACAACUAUCCCCCCGAGACGGGUCCACUCUCUGUGUACAUGAUAGAUGAGUUCUUCAAAACUAUUGAUUAUGCAGCAGCAGGAUACGCCAAUCUGCCCCAAGCUAUCGGACCGUACUCGUACCCAACAGAGGACAACACUAUGGCACCGAUGGAGCUGUGCCUGUAUCGCUAUAAGGAUGGUACAAUUUUUGGAUUCAACGAAAGCUACGUGUUCAACCCGGAAAUCGACACCUUGUGUGUAGAACUGUACCAAAACGUCACGAAAAACGGUAGCCAGGCAUACCUGCACGGCAAAGACAUUCACAUCAAUUUUUCAGCGUUGGUCAAGGCAGAACUCAAGUUCUCUAUUAAAACCGUAAAUUUCAAGGCGGCCGGACCGAUAACUGCUCCCGAUUGCUAUCGCUUCGACAUACUGAUCUUCUUCAACAACCAGGACCACGAUGGUCAGAUGACGCUGCGACUCGGAGCGGAUCCUACUCGGUUGUUGUGCCACGGUGAUGUGGAGUUUAUAAAAAAUUCAGAAAUUGACUCAGCGCUGCGAAGCUUGCUGAACAUACUUGUAAUAUUAAUAUGCCUCGUGUCGUUCGGUCUGUGUGCGCGAGCAAUUUUCCGAGCACAACUUUUGCGCCUGACAACGAGUGAUUUUUUCAAGCACGCUUACGGCAAGGAUCUCAGCUGUGAAGGCAAAUGGGAGUUCGUCAACAUGUGGUACAUCAUGAUCGUAUUCAAUGACAUACUGCUCAUGGUUGGAUCGGCGCUGAAAGAGGAGAUCGAACAGAAACACUUCAUCGCUGACGAUUGGAACGUGUGCUCGCUGCUUCUUGGCGUGGGAAACUCGCUCGUUUGGUUCGGUGUUCUACGGUACCUUGGAUUUUUCAAAACGUACAACGUAGUAAUUCUUACGCUUAAAAAGGCUGCCCCCAAAAUAAGUCGAUUUCUCCUUUGCGCUCUCCUGAUUUAUGCGGGCUUUACUUUUUGCGGAUGGUUGGUACUCGGACCGUACCAUAUUAAGUUCCGGUCGCUUUCAUCCACAUCGGAGUGUCUUUUCGCGCUCAUCAAUGGUGACGAUAUGUUUGCCACCUUUUCGAUCAUGCCAGAAAAAUCACUCAUGCUGUGGUGGUUCUGUCGCAUUUAUCUGUAUUCCUUCACAAGUCUGUACAUUUAUGUCGUGCUGUCGUUGUUCAUAUCUGUCAUAAUGGAUGCAUAUGAUACGAUCAAGAAAUAUUACAAAGACGGAUUUCCCCAGUCCGAUCUGCGGCUGUUUGUUGGGCCGAUCAAUCCGACGGAUUUUUCCAGCGGAGUAUUUCGAGAACACGAAGAAUUCGACAACGCCGAAACGAUGUCGUUUAUGGACGCUGUGAAGCGUUUGUGCUGUAUUCCCUUAGCUAGUAGCAGCCGUAGUGGACCUACAGGCUAUACUUCGCUAACACCAAAGGCUACAUCUAGCUACAUAAACAAUUAGCUAAUUCUCCCCGUUUCUCAAAAAGCUUUAGAUGAAUUGUUACAUUUAUUUGCAAUACAUA